UGAACACGGAAGUACAGCGUGCAAUAACAUUUUGCAGAAAAUUGGGAAGGAGUUCACUCAUUCUAUUGUGUUAACAAUGAGAAUAAUUAUAGCCAUAGAAACCGUUGGCCUACUUUGUUAGAAAUCGAGCUAAACAGACUGAAGUUCAUAAAGUUUUGCAGAAGGAUGCUGAUUUGACAGCUCAAAUUCCUCGCUCCUUGUGCCUGAUUGGCUAAAACAAGCCCGUUGAAAUUGUGGGUUCGCAUCGGUGGAGAAUGGCUAGCAAGCUUGCUAGCUUCUUAUUUUAAAGUCUGUGCUAGCCCACGAUCCAUUUGAGUGGAGUUCUUAUCUGUCUGACGUACUGUUGCGCAAGAGAGACACAUGAAAAUUGUCUUAACUACAUAAUCAAGCUUGACAAAAGACAGAGGACUAGGUGUGGAUGACCCCUCCCAUUACGAGAUGUAACAGGAUGCUGAACCAUCACUGUAGAAGGAACCCCGAGCUUCAAGAGGAGCUGCAGAUACAGGCUGCAGUGGCAGCGGGGGAUGUGUACACUGUCAGGAAGAUGCUGGAGCAAGGCUACUCUCCGAAGAUCCGUGAUGCCAACGGGUGGACCCUGCUCCACUUCUCCGCUGCCAAGGGGAAGGAGAGAUGUGUCCGGGUCUUCCUGGAGCACGGAGCUGACCCCACAGUAAAGGACUUCAUCGGCGGCUUCACGGCGCUCCACUAUGCCGCCAUGCACGGCCGUGCGCGCAUCGCCCGCCUCAUGCUGGAGUCGGACUUCCGCAGCGACAUCAUCAAUGCCAAGAGCAACGAUGGCUGGACGCCGCUGCAUGUGGCUGCCCACUAUGGCCGCGACUCUUUCGUGCGGCUCCUCCUUGAGUUCCGCGCCGAGGUGGAUCCCCUCAGCGACAAGGGCACCACGCCCCUCCAACUCGCUAUCAUCCGUGAGCGCUCCAGCUGCGUGAGAAUCCUGCUGGACCACAGCGCCAACAUCGACAUUCAAAAUGGCUUCCUUUUGCGCUACGCCGUCAUCAAGGGGAAUCAUUCCUACUGUCGUAUGUUCCUGCAGCGGGGUGCGGACACUAACCUGGGUCGCCUUGAGGACGGGCAGACCCCGUUGCACCUAUCGGCACUAAGAGACGACGUGCUGUGUGCUCAGAUGCUUUACAAGUACGGAGCCGACACCAACACAAGGAACUACGAGGGCCAGACUCCCGUGGCGGUGUCGUCGAGCAUGUCGGGCAUCAGCCGGCCCUGCCUGGACUUCCUACAGGAGGUCACCAGACAACCCAGGACUUUGCAGGACAUGUGUCGGAUAAACAUCCGGCAUCACAUAGGCCUCCAGAGCUUGACGUUUCUGGAGGACCUGCCCAUUGCCAAGGUCAUGAAAGACUACCUAAAACACAAGUUUGACAAUGUGUGAGUUUUGUUUUUUAUAUAGCACAUGAACCAGGCAGACGGAGAACAUCGUUCUCUCCUUUCAUCAGACUAUGCAAGCAUUGUGCUACCUUCCGUUGUCUGAAGCCUGGAGGAGGUGCAGGACCAGGUUUCUGUACAACCUCCAGAGGUCACUUUGUAACCUCAGUUAAACACGUUGCCGGAUGGAGACGGAAUAUCUUUCUCUCUCCACCAUGUUUCGAACCGCAUUAGCAGCAUUACGUCUUUGGGUGGACGACUGAAUUGGAUGGAUGGGAACAGGUGGCAAUGUUUCAAGUAGGGCUUUGUUUCAAUCAUGAUGAAUGGUUGAUGAAGGGGUGCAGUCCUACAUCCUGUUGUGGAAUAAAGCUUGUUUUGAUAGAAAUGAGAUGACCGGCGAUUCGCUGUUGUCUUGUUACCCAUAAUGUAUGUCAGAUGUCAGUCCACAUCAAGCCAGUUAUUGUUUUUGUGGAGAUGAAGUGUUCCUAUUAGUUUUCAUGAAGACGCCAACAUUUCUUUGCUGUGGUAAAUCUGGGCAAGUUGAGCACGAGAGAGAAAGGUUUGUCAGACUGACAUUCUUUUUUUUAAUGUGUAAAACUUGUUGCAGAAUGGGUCAAUCUUGUGAUACAGCAUUUCAAAUAAUCAGGUUAUCAAAACCUCUUAAUUAUUCAAGUAUUACAAAAGCUCAGUGAGUUAACUCAAGCUUGAGUUGGCUAAAGUAGACCCGUUUUGACUUGAUUUAUUGAUUGAAGGAUUCACAAGUGCGUGAUACCGAGGAGGGUUUUCAGUGGAGGGACGGCCUGAGUUUUCCACAUUUACAGUAGGUGUUCACAAGAUGAGUGAGUGAUACCGAGGAGGGUUUUCAGUGGAGGGACGGCCUGAGUUUUCCACAUCUACAGUAGGUGUUCACAAGAUGAGUGAGUGAUACCGAGGAGGGUUUUCAGUGGAGGGACGGCCUGAGUUUUCCACAUUUACAGUAGGUGUUCACAAGAUGAGUGAGUGAUACCGAGGAGGGUUUUCAGUGGAGGGACGGCCUGAGUUUUCCACAUUUACAGUAGGUGUUCACAAGAUGAGUGAGUGAUACCGAGGAGGGUUUUCAGUGGAGGGAAGGCCUGAGUUUUCCACAUCUACAGUAGGUGUUCACAAGAUGAGUGAGUGAUACCGAGGAGGGUUUUCAGUGGAGGGAAGGCCUGAGUUUUCCACAUCUACAGUAGGUGUUCACAAGAUGAGUGAGUGAUACCGAGGAGGGUUUUCAGUGGAGGGACGGCCUGAGUUUUCCACAUCUACAGUAGGUGUUCACAAGAUGAGUGAGUGAUACCGAGGAGGGUUUUCAGUGGAGGGACGGCCUGAGUUUUCCACAUUUACAGUAGGUGUUCACAAGAUGAGUGAGUGAUACCGAGGAGGGUUUUCAGUGGAGGGACGGCCUGAGUUUUCCACAUUUACAGUAGGUGUUCACAAGAUGAGUGAGUGAUACCGAGGAGGGUUUUCAGUGGAGGGACGGCCUGAGUUUUCCACAUUUACAGUAGGUGUUCACAAGAUGAGUGAGUGAUACCGAGGAGGGUUUUCAGUGGAGGGACGGCCUGAGUUUUCCACAUCUACAGUAGGUGUUCACAAGAUGAGUGAGUGAUACCGAGGAGGGUUUUCAGUGGAGGGACGGCCUGAGUUUUCCACAUUUACAGUAGGUGUUCACAAGAUGAGCCAUCCAGCACGGCUCGGUGAAGUCUGUCUGCAAUGGUUACCAUGUACAGACAUAAACAUCGUUAAAAAAAACAAUGUAAAUAAUUGUCAUAUAUGUACAGCAGAUAUUUUUCUAGAAUUAUUUAAGCGAUGAUCUCUUGUAUUCUUAAUGUAUUUGGAGUUUGUUGGAUGGUAUUGUGUGCUGUUGAUGUGACCCAUGUAUUGGUUUUCUAUGUGUAUGCGUGCGUGUCUUUUAAGAGUUUUAGAAGAUAUGUGUAUUUUUGAAACUAAAUAUUUAGUUAAAAUUAUUUUUACUUUGUGGGAGAUGGAACGGGUAUUGGGUUAAGAAUAAAAUACGUGCAUUUGUGUUUAAAUGUCAAUGGCCCUGUUUUUAAAUCAUAUUUGUUCACAUUUGUGUUAAUAUUUUUUCCCAUCACUUUGAUUGUCACUGAUAUUAAUGAAUGGUGUUUACAUAGAUUUUUGCAUGAUUUCAAAGACAGUAUUUGCAUAGUUUUUUGUCCAACAUUUCAAAGUGAUGUCUGCGUUGUAAUUCUGAACAGACAUAAAGAGGUGGUAGAGGUCUUCCUCUUGCUGAUGUAAUGUUUUGUUUAAUUUGCAUCUGGCCUGUGGUCAAACGGCAGUACUCUGCUCCCUAACUUAGAUUUGAUUUAGAUUUGAAUUAUAAGCGCAGACUUUUCUAAUUCACUUUGAAUACUUUUCGACAGCACAUUAUUCUGUUGCAGAGACUUUAAAACAGGGGUCGGCAACAGGCGGCCGCGAGCCCUCAGGAUUUUCCUUUUGGGUCAAAAAAUACAAAUCAACAGGAAUUCAGCUAAAAACUAAUUUAAUUUAGGAAAUCAGUUAAAGUAUUUCCAUAAAUAAAUGAUCGUGUCUCAAGGUAUGAAAUUGUACUUGAAAAUAACGAUUUCUUUUUGGGAUUAGUUGUGUUCAAAUUGCAGUGAACAAAUGAUUAGCAAUAUGUUCUGGCGUUGUGACCAUCCCGCUCCGACAAAAAUCAGCCCGCGGUUUGAGUUGCCUACCCCUCCCUACCUUAACCAACUGGUAGAAAUGUUGCAAUGCAGGUUGAUCCUCCAUCCUUAGUUAAUGAAAGGAGUUUUUGAUUUAUAUGUGUGUGUGUAUGAAUGUAUGUAUGUAUGUAUGUAUGUAUAGUACCAGUCAAAAGUUUGGACAGCAGCGAUACGCCAUCCCAUCUGUUUUGCACUUAGUGGGACUUUCAUUUUUAUUUUUCAUAGGACAAUGACUCAAAAACACUCCUCCAGGCUGUGUAAGGGCUAUUUGACCAAGGAGAAUAAUGGAGUGCUGCA
Messenger RNA from Oncorhynchus keta (chum salmon), 4400 nucleotides. RefSeq names its product ankyrin repeat and SOCS box containing 7 (gene asb7). The transcript is spliced from 7 exons. Gene Ontology annotation, biological process: intracellular signal transduction. Lineage: Eukaryota; Metazoa; Chordata; Actinopteri; Salmoniformes; Salmonidae. Gene Ontology annotation, molecular function: protein binding. The coding region runs from base 419 to 1405 and encodes 328 amino acids. The record is from RefSeq and is a predicted model, not a curated record.